AUGACCGCAGCAGGGGUGCGCCGAGGCUUCCUAAAGAAGUACGGUGGCUUCAUGUUCAAGCAGUGGAAGGAGAAGUAUGUGGUGCUGACUGUAGAAGGGAGUCUGUUCGUGUGCAAAGACGCAGAUUCUCCUCCCGACCAGGUGGUGGUGCUACAGAAUGAGUGCCACUCCAUAGUGGAGGGCAAGGAGAUCUUGGAUCUGCCCCGUUUGCCCCCGGGAGGGCGCAGGGACUGCUGCUUCGCCCUUAUCCUGCCCCAGGACAAGUUCUUACUGCUGCUUUCAGACAACCCUGAUGACUGCAGUCAAUGGCUGAAAUUACUGAGGAAAGUCAAAGAGGGUGUGACUUCACCACUGACCCUGCAGCGACAGCAAAGCAUUGUCCCCUGUAUCACUGACAGAGACCCCCUGCCAGACACCCCCACUGAGAAAGAACCCCCCUCCCCCAACUUCAGCGACAAACCACUCAACUCCCCACGAACCCAAUCCAGAGAGAACUCGUUCAAAAGCAGAGGCAGCGUACGCCAGCGCCAAAGCCGCAGCCCUUCGGUGGUCCCGCCCCAUCGCUCCAAUGACUGCCUGCGCCAUGGCAACAGCAGUGACGCCCGGGCUGUCAGGGCGGUCUGCUUACUGAUGGGUGGAGCUGCCGCCUCAUCGGCGUUGGGAUACCUCAACUCCUGCUCGCCCUCCUCUGGCAUGGCUGCCCGGGCCCCCGAGAUCACUCACUCCACGGCUUUCUCAGAGCUCGGAGGGGGCACCUCAUACCACGCCUGCAGCCAGGCAGUCGACUCCCCUCAUUUCAACAGCUUCGACUUCGAGGGCGACUCCGACUUUGAUGCUUUUGAUUGCGGAGGAUUCGCGUUCUAAAAGCACAUAAUAUACACUGUGUGUUUUAUGUCAGUGCAGAAUGCAGAGGUGCUGCACCUGCAGCCAACAGGUGUAAAUGGAACGCAGUCAUUGCACUGGUUAUAUGCAGUUUAUGCAGUUUGAUUUAACCAGUUUUCCAGGGACAGUUCCUGUUUGAAGAACGUCCCAGCUUGAAGGAACUCCAGCAUUUUUUAACCAAAUCUCUAUAUCGCUGUUGACGGAAGAAAACCUUGUAUCUCCAAAAUGGUAACUUUACAGGAGAAGGACAAAACAUACUUUACUUUUAAUGUAAAUCAGUGGAACCAGAAUUUUUUCCAAGUCAUUUUGGAUCAUUUCCUUUAGUCCAUUCAUCAUGAGAUGUACAUACAAUGUAAAGGAUAACAGGCAUUUUCAUAUUAUGUAAAAACUGAAAAACAUCAAAAAUGGAGAUACAAGGUUUUCUUCCGACAGCAGCGAUAUGCUGCACUGUUAACGCACAGUCGAUUUGCAUUUACAACACUUUCGACAUGUUUCCCCUCGCUCAGAAAAGAACAGAAAACUUGACUUGAAACACUUACAACAGAAACAACUGGGCAGCUGCUAAAUUUGUAUAGAACAUGUUUAUGAUUUUUCCAUAUUUAUUUGGAUAUUUAUAACUUAAGUUGUACAUCUUGAUUUUUCUCUGCAAAAUUUUAGAGCACACUUUUUUAAUGUAUUGGCUGAAAAAAUAAAACAUUAAAUAUAAAAUGCACCAGAACUUUUUACAGUAUGUUAAAAGUAGUAAAUAAACAGUAGUCGUGCAUUAAAAUGUGCAGGAGUGUGUUCUCUGUAGAGGAUGUGUUCACUUACAUAAAACAUAGUAUUUGUAUGUAGGGGACUAGGGGUGCCAAAACUUUUGCAAACAACUGCAGUUUGUACUUUCAGAGAUGGGAUUAGUUUUCUAGAAGUAAGACUAUUUGUGGUAAUUCGCAACCAGUGUUUUCACAAGCUCGGUCUGAUCACUAUAGAUACCUACCAGAAAAACUGUAAAAGCAAAACAUUUGAGCUUUUGAAAAGUUUGAAAGUUUUCAAAAGUUGCAUAAAACUUCAUAACUUCAUAAAAGCAUCUUUGGUAAGACAUUAUGUCAGUGUUUUGCUUCCCAUCUGUGCUAUUAAAGUUGAAAAGUUAGUAAUGAAUUUAGCGACUGCCCAACAGGAUCUAUUAUAAGUGAAUUUUGAGUCGUUGGGUUUUCAGCUCACUGAACAGGAUCAAAAUCACUGGCUGUGUUUACAUGCAAAGAUUUUUGCCAAUCCGAUUAAAUUCAUUCCGAUUAUAGAUUAAGACUGAGGUGUUUAUUCUCACUCUGCUCAACAAUCUGAUGGAGAAUCUCUCUUUACAUGCUCACUAUAAGUAUUACAAGAGAACCGCUUAGUGUAGCUGUUACCAUGACAAGCAGCAUCAGUCCAGUCAGAGUGAGAUGAGCAGCAGUGAGCAGUGCUUGUGUUUUUAAUCACUUUAAAAUGAUGUCAGACUCAGGAAAACGUCCUUCACAUGUCCUUAUUAAAGAAGGCCGAGAGGAAGAUGUCAAUUCUGAUUGAGGUGUAUACAUGGGUGCAUUCUAUUCCGAUUGAGCUAUUAGUCGGAUUAUUAACGGAUUAAUAGGCUGCAUGUAAACGUGGCUAUUGUGAUACCUGACAGUGUGAAACAGAUGCAGUAGAUGCAGAUCAGGUUGAAAAACGCUGGUGGAUUCCUUUAAUGUACCCAGAUUGCUUUUUGAGUGAAUGAAGGAGCUGCCUGGCUAAAAAGUGAGGCUGCAUACAAAACAACACAUUACACUACACGGUAAAUACUACAUGUAUUAUUCUAAUGAAUUUAGUACAAAUGAUGGUGUAUUUUUUUUACUCUUUAGCAGUGGGGAGUCCUCAGGGCCUUCUAGGUCUUCAAAGAAGGCGUAAUGAUUUCUGGGAACUGAAAAAAUAUUAUUUUUUAUUUAAUAUAAUCCUCACGCUUAUUAUAUGUAAUCUUUUCAAGUGUUGUAGUAAUACACUUAUUUCAUUGUUAAGUUUUGGUUGGAAACUAAAUCUUGAAAUACCCAACAAAAAACAUCCAAUCAGGAUUGUUUGCUCUGUGGUAUCUAGGUAGAUACAGCAGAGCGAGCUCUCCCAUUGGUUAGGGCUUCAGGAGCUGGACUAAAGGCCUUACACGUUACCAACAUAAUUAGAAAUCUGGUAAGGAAGAUGUCCUUCUUGAAGUUCCAGAAAUAUCAGUGACUGUGAAUACGAGUCGUAGUCUAAGCAGUGUUCCAGUUAGUUGUUAGGAAUGUAAAACAGUGGUGGCAGCUCUAUGCAGAACUCUUCACUGAGAGAGUCACUGUGAAACUAGUACAUACAAGCUCAGAUACACGUUAAUGUCUGUUACAGCUUUAAAUAAAACAUACAGAAUGUCUUUUACUUUCAGUCAAGGCCAAAAAAUGUUCAUGUCCAUCAGUGUUAGCCUACUGCCAACAUACUAUUGGAAACCUAAUAGAGGCACUAGCAGAAAUUAACAUUUUGUGAAAAUGUUUAUUCCUCAUUUUUUGACCAGGUUUUACCAUUUACUGCCCAAACUGAAGGCCCAGCUCUAACAGGCAGGGAUCAACACUGCUGUUUAGUGUGGUAGUAUGCAGCUUUUGACACAGCCAAAGUGAGCAAGUGCUGUUUUAAUUUGUUCACUGUUUCAGCCUGCCUGCCUCAUGAUGCUAAAGACUGUCAUUUAACAGCAAACUCCAAUUUAAAGUAUGCAAUCUGGUCAGUAUCAUGCAGUGAAUGAAAAAGAAUAAUGGAUGAUUUAAUGAAUAUUGUUUGUAUGUAGUAACAUCACAUCUAAACCCCAUUUUUUCAAAUUUUCUCCAUAAUUUAGUAGUUGAAAUGUAAACAGAGUGAUUCAGAGUGUUUUGGUGUGAAAUGAUUCAGAUGUCUUUACAGUGGUGGUGAUAGGAACCAGGGGUCGCCAUGACUACAACACAAAAAUAGACAUUUUAUUUACUAACCAAAACCACCAGUGAACCUACACGAGUCUUCUGAGUUUAUAUGGAAUGUUAAUGAUGGUAAAAUCUGAAAUAAAUAAGAUUUCUUUAGGGGCUAUUUUGCCUCACAACGCCCUGCAUGUAUCCCUCCACCAUGAAUGGAUUUUAAGGCCAAAAAGGGAGCUUUUAGAGGUGGAUGUCUGGUUUCUAUCGCCACCACUGUGAACAAUUCUGACCCUCUCAUUUCUUUUAACCAAUUAAAUUAUGCAGAAUUUUUUAAAAAUCUGUGGACCUUCCCUUUAAGACAUUCAGAUGAGAAGUUUUCUUAUUGAAAAUAUGUCAAUAUCUAUACUAUAUUAUUGUUAUUGUUCCUGGUUCCUGAGCCUUUUAUUUUCAAAGCUAAAAAUGUCUGAUAGCUGUCAUUAAUUUUUAGUAGAAAGUUAUUUCAUUUAUUUUUAUUUUAGUUCAUUUGAUUUAUUGGUUCAUUUAUUUAUGUUUCUUAUUCUAAUCCUCUGGACACAUUUCCAGGACUAUUCAAAUCAAUGGCCUACAUUCACAGCGCAGUAUUUUUGUUGUGACUGUAAAGCGCAUUAUGGCCGCUGGUUCUCUGUUCUGACUGCAGAGAUGAUAAUCUGCUGACCCUCUCCUCUGUGCUGUUAUAUUGUGAUGACUGUGCAGUUGUCAGAAGGUUGUUGACCGAUCAGAUGAUGUUGAAACCUUUUCUCUUGCUGUCUUCUGUGUUUUUUUCUGCUGUGAAAAAGACUUUUCUACUGAACUCCUAAAGCACUGAAUGAAAUGUAUUUUCUGGAAUCUUCUGUGCUUCCUUUAUACUCGUUAUCUUGUCCUAAUGUGCCCCCUCGUUUCUCCUGCUCAUGACGUUCUGACCUGCUUUUCUAAGGCCCUGUUUUAAACUCUGUCCUGCUGUUGUGUAUGGAUCUGUGUAUAUGUGAGUGAGCACAGAGGUGAGCGAGCAGUGCAGUGAAAUAAAGGCUGACACUUCA
This is a messenger RNA of Colossoma macropomum (tambaqui), 4828 nucleotides long. RefSeq lists its product as uncharacterized. Lineage: Eukaryota; Metazoa; Chordata; Actinopteri; Characiformes; Serrasalmidae. The transcript is spliced from 5 exons. Bases 1 to 864 code for a protein of 287 amino acids. Gene Ontology annotation, biological process: regulation of cell differentiation. The record is from RefSeq and is a predicted model, not a curated record. Gene Ontology annotation, cellular component: membrane.